GUUUAGUCGGAAACCGGGAGUCCUGCCGGUCGUCCGCAUGAGAUAUUAAUUAUAUAUAUAUAUUCACUUCUCUCCUCGUGAUUCAACGAUCGCACGUAUCGGGUCAGAUAAAUCGUAUAAAUCGCUGCAGCACGUGGUAAAUCCGAGUGUUGAAAUAGUUUGUAAAUCUGUUAAGAAAUAUUCGAAACGGUCACGGAAUUUUCUUAUCAAAAUAGGUAUACAAGUCUGGUGAUUAUGCUUUCCAAAAUCGUUGUAAUUUUUUUUUUUUUACCUCAUUAGUUAGGAAUUACUUUUAUUUUAUUUCUUUUUUUUUUUCAAAUUCCGAAAGAAAGGAAACGUCAGGCGGUUCACUCCGCUCACCGCAGGUACGGAGGAACUCAACUUCCGUUACGUUUUAUUUCAUUUUUUUUACAUUUUUUCUUGAAAAGAAUUAUAAGUUUCUCGUAAACGUUGCAGAGGGUUUCGCGCAACUUGAAUUUAAUUACAAACGAGCCUCGCCGUUUUAAUAACUUUUUUGUCGGUUUUAAACUGCGAAUUUAACAGUCAACUUCGUACCUCGGUUAAAUUAUGCAGCGAGACGUUAUAAAUCCGAAAUAGAUUAUUGUUGACCUAGGAAGGUGCGGAUGCAGGAAGUCCGUUUAUGACAUAAUAGCUGCAUACCCUAGAAUUACUUUUUGCGAGAAUCGCGCAUUAUUUUUUCGGCGUAGAAACUUCCUGGAUACAUAAUUUAUUUCACUCGAACUUACCUACGUUCUUUUAUUCCUCUGUUACACCUAUGGUUACACUAACUAGUGAACUACUCGCAACGGGUAUUAUACCGAACUGUUUUUUUUUUCACCGUUAUACCCUAAUCAAGUAAUUAGCAAUUGCCUCCUUCUUAGCAUUGUAACAGCCGGAUAUAAGGUUCCAAAGAACCCGUGGGACACCAAACGCCCGCAUGAGACGUCUGCGAAGCAAAUGAAUUACGCCUAAGAACUGGGCCACGCGCGAAAUUCGUUGAAAUCUCCGUACCUACGUAACAUUCGGUAUAAAUUUUUGCGGACAAAAAAAUCGUCAACAAUAUUUAUAUUUCAUUUGAUACACGCCGAACGAAACGGGUUAUCCAAUAUGCACAUGAAAUUCCAUCGAUAAAACAACUCGUCUAACGAGUAAACAGAUCAUUAUAAUAUGUGUAUUACCUAUAAAUGUACUGCAAUAGAAAAGAAAAGAAAAGAAAAAAAAAAAAACGAAAGAGAAACGAAGAAGACAUAAGGGGCAUCGUCUAUCGGUCGAUAUGUUUUUACAUGUUCGCAUAAUAGCGGAGUUAUAGGCUAAUCGUGGGUUGAUUACGUAAAUUAUUUUAUUUUCGUAAUGGGUAACACAAUAUACCAUCCGUCCUGCAACCAACGGCAGCUGAGGCUUUCGGAGGGUAUAAUGUAUACAAAUUUAAUGUCGGGGUAGUUUCUCGGUCGGAGUUCCCAUGGGGUUUUCAGGAAACAACGCGACCGUAUCCUGAGAUGCCCUCGAAAGAUAUACACACACACGACCUGCGAGGGCACUUGCAGUGCAAAACUCGCAGAAUCGCACGUCUCGCCUUUGCUACGGAUAUAAAUUCGUUUUGCACGCGGAGUCGACUUUGGUGUGAAAUUAUAACAUAGAUGCACGAGGGAAAAUUAAAAGGAUAAUAAAACUGUCGCUUUUUUUUAUCAAUUCGCGUUUAUUUUUAACCUCGACGUGCGGGGGGCCGAUGAAUUUUCUGUCCAGUAAGACAACGCGUCCGAGUUCACGCCUCUCGCGUCUAAGACCUUUUUUCAGAAUCACGACGGUUUUGUUUUAUAGAUACAGAAAAGAAGAUAUUUAUCGUUUCGCAGCUUCGAUGAUCCAUACGUACACUCCGGUGCUUCGUCCCCCCCGUUGAUACGUUCGGAUAGAAUAGAAUAUACCCGUGAUAUACAUAAGGUAGGAGUGGUAAUUGAGGAAUCGGGGCUCCUGUGCCUGGCUCGAAUGACUCCUGGAAUUGAAGCAUGCAGCUACUUUCCAGUUUCAUGGCGAGGCACUUGAAGAGGGGUGCUUCACUGAAGAAAGGCAGAAGAGAGGGCAACGGAAGUUCAAGUCCUGGAGAUAGACAUCCCCCAGGAUAUCUCGUCGGGAGUCCUUCGGGCACCCCCCACAGCCCUUCGGGCGGCCUAGGGAGCCUCGGGGGCGUCACGACGAUGAACCCAGACGACCUGGCGACGCCCGAUGACGAGUUUGCCCUCGCCCACGGCCCAGCGCAUAAGACGCAGCGCGAAGUCGAAGCCGUACGGGGUGUUCUCUAUCUCGGGAUCGCUCUGUCGAUCGCGUGGAUCGUCGGCGCGGCAGGAUUGUCUCUGGCAUGGCUCGUCCUGAUCUUGGCCCUCGUAGGGACGAUUUUCAAGACCCGAUUGUCACGGUUGCUGCAAACGGCCCUACAGCACGAAUUAGCCAGAUUACGAAGGCGCAGAGCUUUGUACAAGGACGAGACGGCCGAGUGGCUGAGUCUCCUCAUAAACCGAUGGUGGAGAUUUAGCUCUGCGAGUAUAUUUGCACUCGCCAAAGAAAGAUUAGAGCCCAUUCUUAAUGAGGCGAAACCUGGGAUACUGGGUCCGCUGGAAUUGAGAGAACUCACUCUUGGAGAACAGACGCCAUGUAUAACUCGUGUUAGAGCUUUGGAUUACAGCGGCGACGAUGAAGGUCCCGCUGCAAGACCAGGGCUUAUCAAACUUUCCGUCGAAGCAGAUCUAAGACUGGAUUGCGAACAAUUUAGGAUGCUCAUAACUACCAGGCUGUUCGGAAAAGGGAGUUCAAAGGUCGGCUCAUCCGGAAACAUUGACGAAUGUGUAGGGAUGGAUGUCGAUUUGGCUGUUGAAAAAUUAUCUCUGGCAGGCACGGUGCUGGCUACCUUGACACUGAAUGCCUCUGCGCCUUUCCCUCAUGUGACGCAUCUUAGUUUGAGUUUUGUAGAAAAACCAGAUGUUUGGUUCAGUGUAAGAGUUCUGCGAGCCGUACAAAUGAUGGAAGUUCCACUUGUCAAAACCUGGAUCCAUGCGGUUGUCUCUGAUGCUCUUGCUAGCUGGAUAGUCGAUCCAGGUCAUCUGGAACUCGACCUACGGGCUCAGGAAAGACCAGGUCCAGGACUCGACUGUGUCCCCAAUGAUGUACCUCAUGGAGUUCUUACGGUUACACUUAGCCAAAGUAAUGGAGCCCCAGUAGGAGCUGCGACGGAUGAGGUCAGGUGGUUGGUGGUCACAAUAGGAGACCAAAGACGAGUGACACCUCACCUUGGCCCGAGCUGGACCGAAGAUGUAUCUUUCCUUGUUGGGUCUUUGGAGAAUGAGAGGAUCAAUAUAAAAUUAAAGGCCAAAAGACUUGUUAGCACUAUAACACUUGCUCAGUUUGAACUAGCUCUGGGUGUGUACAAUUGGGAAAAUUCAACGGUGGUCGACAGUGUACUGCAACAAAAAAAACCAUCUCGUAGCAGCGCAAAUAUACCCAACAUCAAUGCUAGGCUGGAGUACAGCUCGCUGCCUGCUUUAGAACCUGAUAUGCCUCCGCCAGAGUUGCCGGAUGAAAGCCCACAUCCCUCAGUGACACGAAAAAAUUCGUACCGAAAACAAAGAGCAGGUAUUUUGGUGGUCUAUAUACAUUCGGCGGAGGACCUCACUAACUGUGAUUCAUUUCAAUGUAAUCCCUAUUGCAUGCUCUUCCAGAAUCGAAAAAAAGUAAAAACAACACACUAUAUCCGAGGUACAAGUUCCCCAAGAUGGGAGGCAAGAACACAGUUUUUAGUGCAAGACUACACCCAGGUUUCCCUGAGCUUUGUUAUAUGUUCGUGGAAUGUAUCGAAAAUGGCAGACACAGACAUGUUGGGUCUUGCCAUGCUUUCAUUGUCGCAGGGAACUAGGUGGAUUGUCAAAAAAGAACUGAGCCUGAGCGGAUCUAGUGGAUCAUCAACGAUAACAGUCUCCGUGCUCUUCCAUCCAGUAAGAAGUGUACAGCAAGUGGUUAAUAGCAGACGGGGAAGCAUAGCUCCGCCAGCAUCGGACGAUGAGCCAAAAAUGAAAAGAAAUAGUCUUCCGUGGAUGCAGCAAGCGAAAAUGCUGUUAACUCAUCGUGACGUAGAUCCAGCGUCGUCGGACAUAUCGAGCCUCCUGUCAACCGGUAGUGGUUUGAUGGAAGUCACUUUACUAAGAGCCAAAGACCUCGUUGCAAAGGAUCUCAAUGGAUUCAGCGAUCCAUUUUGUGAGCUGCGAUUGAACAAUGAGACAAAGUACAAAAGCAGCAUAAAAAAGAAAACGCUAAAUCCUUGCUGGGAUGAAAGUUCCAUCAUGGGUUUGCCUCGUUCAGGAGAAACAUUAGAUAUUAUGCUAUGGGACCACGAUACUUUCGGGAUGAAAGAUUAUCUCGGAAAAGUGUCGCUGACUCUGGACGAUAUCAGAAAACUAUCCAGUAGCGAUCAGUCCCAUUGGUUCUUGCUGAAAGGAACCAAAUCGGGAUCCGUUGAGCUCAGGAUUAAAGUUCUCUCUGAGGAAUCUGAGACACAAAGCACAUAUGCAGCCAGUACUGUAAGCGACUGUUCCGCACGACAAAAUACAGAGCCAGAUAUUGCCCCAUCCGUGGUUAGAAGACCAUCUAUGGAAAGAUCCAGGAUGAGAUUGCAUUUGGAGCCAGUGAUUCCUCCACCACCUCCUCCACGCACAGUUACUCUGAUCAAGCCCACAGUUAAUCAAGUAGAUAAAACCAGUCUGACCAGUAAAGAAUCUGGCGAUGCAAAUAGUACGACCAUCUCCUGGGCAGGACGAGAUUCUAGCCUCAUGAUUAGCGACAACGUUGAUGACAGCGUUGAUGGUAGUAAUAAAGAUAAAUUGAGCGAAAGAAGAGCUUCACAUCACAGCUUAACACCUAGCCCUGACAAUGGCUUUGGAAAGAAAGUACCACAGUAUAACAGCUUUCGAGUAAUGAAACAAAAGGUAAAACGGGGACUGAAGCUUCGCAGAUUUCGGUCGGAAGUUAAUAUCGAGGACAAGGGUGAUGCGGGAAAAGGUGUUGCACUGAGUUUGGAGCCCAGAGGAGGUGGUGAAGCCGAUGCCACAGAAUUAUUACAGAGCGUCGGACUUUCGCACGCAGUUUCCCAACCAGAUAUGCUUGGCAGGAUAAGGCAGCCGAGUCCCAACAUGCGGGGAUCAAGAACGAGUGAUUUGAAAACGAUAAACGGCACAAGAGAAAAGUAUUCUGGUGUCGAAGGCAAAGUUCUGCAGGCUCAGGGGCUCCACGUUGCUCGAAUCGCUCAACUCUAUUGCCGUGUUAAAUUCCAAGCAUGUACGAGUCCAGACAAAAUGAUGUCUUCCGCAAAUGGUGGUAAGACGUUGACAAAAUCUCGUCUUCUACCGGCAAUGCCCAAUCCCCAGUUCGGUGUUGAUUUUCAAAUAGAGAGCGACGAGGUAUCCCGGCAAUCCGCACUGAUAUUUGAAAUUCGCAGUGCCAGCAAAGAUCUAUUGGCGAGUCGUAAGAUCACACUCCACGAACUUUUAAAUGGUGCUUCAGCAGCAACGAAUGAAGUACACACGUGGUUGGCAUUGAAUAACGGGGCCUCGCUCGAAAUCCAAAUAGGACAUGGAAAGGAAAUGAAAAGCAAAUCUACAAAAAAAUUAUUUCGAUCUUGGUCAGUCCAUAGAAUUGGCAAAAUUUGAAAGUAGGGGUAGUCUUCGUAGGUGGUUUGAAUGUGAAACGUUCGAAACAGGUAUCUAUCAGGUAUUUCGAAUCUGUGUCUGAAUUGAAAUUCGUCAUAUCUCAACUCUAUACUCAAGCAGCUUAUAUAUGACCAAACUGAAUAGUGGAAUUCUUAUUUAUACAUAUAUUUGUAAAUAUUAUAAAGAGAUGAAUAAUUGAAUCAUUCCGUAGUAUAUAUACAAUAUAUAUGUAUGUAUACGUAUAUAUAUUACGAGAAGUAUACUUGCACUGUACAUUUUUUAAAAUAGAUUUUUCGAGAUUUUUUUAAAGAGUAAACAGUAUAUUGUCAUAACGAUAAUUACCAUUUAUUGUAUAAACGGUGGGAUCGGACAAAUCUAAUUAUUUCACUAUUUAUGAUGAUAUUAAAAACUAUAUAUUUA
Molecule: messenger RNA, 6107 nt
Organism: Athalia rosae (coleseed sawfly)
Lineage: Eukaryota; Metazoa; Arthropoda; Insecta; Hymenoptera; Athaliidae
Product: tricalbin-1-like
Exons: 20
Coding region: 2004-5687 (1227 amino acids)
Molecular function (GO): lipid binding
Source: RefSeq, a predicted model, not a curated record